This is a messenger RNA of Ananas comosus (pineapple), 1159 nucleotides long. RefSeq names its product succinate dehydrogenase [ubiquinone] iron-sulfur subunit 3, mitochondrial. Gene Ontology annotation, molecular function: 2 iron, 2 sulfur cluster binding; electron transfer activity. The record is from RefSeq and is a predicted model, not a curated record. Lineage: Eukaryota; Viridiplantae; Streptophyta; Magnoliopsida; Poales; Bromeliaceae. Gene Ontology annotation, biological process: respiratory electron transport chain; aerobic respiration; tricarboxylic acid cycle. The coding region runs from base 126 to 1061 and encodes 311 amino acids. Gene Ontology annotation, cellular component: mitochondrion. The transcript has 4 exons.
CAUAUAAAGCUCCAAAUGUCCCUCACAUUCGUAGUAAUUAAACCACAGGUGCAUGCUUUUUCAUCAAGAAAAAAGUGCUUAAGCUUAAGCUUUUUUGAGGUUGAGAUAAGAAACGAGGGCUCAACAUGUUAAGGAGAAAAGGAGCAGUUCUCAUGAACUGGUUCAAGGAUGGUGUGCUGAACAAAGCAAGUGGUUUGCUAAGGGAGAAGGAGCAGAUGGAUAAGAACUUCCCUGUGUUGAAGGGCCACCCGAAGGCGCGAAAGCACGCCAAGGAGGCCGUCGAGAGCUACGCGAAGCUCGGUGCGAGAGCGGCGGAGGAGAAGGUGAUGAAGGGAGCGGAGGAGACUAAGGCGUCGAAGGAGUUCAAGAUCUAUAGGUGGAACCCUGAGAAGCCACAUAACAAGCCAUUUCUCCAAUCUUACUAUGUUGACUUAACCACUUGUGGCCCCAUGGUCCUGGAUGUGCUUCAGAAGAUCAAAGCAGAGCAGGACUCAACGCUGAGCUACAGGAGAUCAUGCAGAGAAGGGAUCUGCGGCUCGUGCUCGAUGAACAUCGACGGCGUCAACACGGUCGCAUGUCUCAAACCCGUCGACACCGCCGCUUCGAGGGCUACCAUGAUCACCCUUCUCCCUCACAUGUUCGUCGUCAAAGACCUCGUCGUCGAUCUCACCAACUUCUACCAGCAAUACAAGUCGAUUGAGCCAUGGCUAAAGGCGAGGAAGCCGCCUCCGAACGGGCGAGAGUACAUUCAGCUACCGAGCGAGAGGAAGAAGCUCGACGGGCUGUACGAAUGCAUUCUAUGCGCGUGCUGCAGCACCGCCUGUCCGGCCUACUGGUGGAACUCCGAGGAGUUCCCGGGCCCGGCCGCGCUGCUCCAAGCCUACCGGUGGGUGUCUGAUAGCCGUGACGAUUUUACGGAGGAGAGGAUACAGGCGAUGACGGAGGAUGAGAAGCGGCUGUACAGGUGCAGGACUAUAAGGAGUUGCACGGCGACUUGCCCGAAAAGUUUGGACCCGGCUAGGGCUAUUUCUGCAAUGAGGACUGCUCACCAGCUUCACUAGGCUCAAACUCGGUAUGAGGGGUUGCAGAGGAAUUUGAGUUUUUGGAUGACAUGAUUGUAAGAUUUUAUGUAACUGAAAAAGAGUUGGCAGGCUAGGAG